Molecule: messenger RNA, 1647 nt
Organism: Mercenaria mercenaria
Lineage: Eukaryota; Metazoa; Mollusca; Bivalvia; Venerida; Veneridae
Product: tetratricopeptide repeat protein 9B-like
Exons: 3
Coding region: 103-726 (207 amino acids)
Molecular function (GO): protein binding
Source: RefSeq, a predicted model, not a curated record
UCAACUUUUACGACUACCAUAGUUCGCCCGAUAACAAUAUUGUAACAUUUCUAUCUUUUUUUUCAAGAAUUUAUUAAAUUACUACACUUACGUUUGGUUAGAAUGGCAGUAAAUAAACCUAUUGUGAUAUCAGAUACGGAGAAACUUGAAACUGCUAAAAAAUUUAAGGCUGAUGGCAAUGAAUGCCAUAAAAACAAGGAUUAUAAACAUGCUGUCGGAAAGUACCAUAGGGCCCUUCUGCAAUUAAAGGGUAUUGGAAGUGCAAAAAGUGCAGGCCUUGGAGCAUUCAUGUCAGAAAAGGACAUGGAAGAGAUGGGAUAUACUCAGCGUGUGCCUGAAAAUGUUAGAAUUGAAGUUACAAAAUUGACUGCAGAUUGCUACAACAAUUUAGCUGCAUGUUUACUACAACAGCCAAACCCAAACUAUGCAAAGAUCAUUGAAUACUGCAGUAAUGUGAUAGAACUUACUCCAAACAAUGUGAAGGCUUACUACAGGAGAGGUAUUGGCUAUUGCAACUUGGAGAACUAUGAGAAAGCUCUGGAGUCGUUUGAUCAGGCAGAAAUGGAAGCUGGUAGUAAAAUAGAUAAAGGACUUAAAGUUCUGUUGAAUAAACAAGUGCAGAUAUGCAGGGAAGGUAUACGUCGACAGGACCAACAGCUUAGCAAGGCAUACAGAGGAAUGUUUGAUAGAAACACUGGUAAAACUGACAGUGAUAAAAAUGGCUGAUCAUUAUAAAUUUUGCCUCUAGUGGAAAUAUUUUCUUGUGUUCUGUCUGUGCUAGAAGAUAUUUUAUUACCUCAUAGCAAAGGUGAAUAUUAUCAGGCUUAACAAAGAUAUUGAUACAAGACUAGCUUUUUGUUUUAAUAGUUCAAAUAUAUUGUAUGUGGAGCCAGUUUUGUAAUUUUUGUUAGAAUUUUAAGUUGAACGGCUGUUAUUAAUGACUGCAUGGAAGUAUUAAGCUGAUGUUAGGAUGUUAAAGAAGAGGAUAUAUAUGUUCACAAAAUGUGUUCUGUACAAUUUGUAAUGCAGGGUUCUCGAGAAACUUUCAAACAAGUUUCAAAGUAGCCUAGACAUUUUUAGCUCGACUAUUCGAAGAAUAGGGGAGCUAUCCUACUCGCCCCGGCGUCGGCGUUAGCGUCACACAAAUGUUAAAGUUUGCGUACCACCCUAAAUAUUUUCAAAGUCCAUUGAGAUAUUGCUUUGAUAUUUUGCAUACUUGUUUACCAUCAUGACCCCAGUCUGUAAAAAGGAGGAGGCAACUCUAUCAAGCAUUUUGAUUGAAUUAUGGCCCCUUUUCGACUUAGAAUAUGCUUAUUGUAAUGUUAUAGUUUUACUCAUAGCUUAUAUUAUACUAUCAAGCACUGAGAAUAGUCGAGCAUGCUGUCCACUGACAGCUCUUGUUAAGUUUUGUGUUAAAUAGCUCAAGUUGAUCUCAUAACAAUCAGCUUUGGUCUGUGAUAAAUUGUCUGUACUGUUGUCAUUGUGAAAGCUUGAAGUAGAAUUUUCAAUUGAACAAUUUUACAUGCAUUUAAAUCUUUGAAAUUAACACAAGAACAAAAUGAAAGUGUGUAACAAAACCAUCUCAUUAAUGGAAUCUUCAGUCUUUGUUAAAGUGAAAUUAGACAUUAUUAUUAAUGUUUGAUAGGA